Molecule: messenger RNA, 3553 nt
Organism: Dimorphilus gyrociliatus
Lineage: Eukaryota; Metazoa; Annelida; Polychaeta; Dinophilidae
Source: the annotation of a GenBank genome assembly
GAUGGAUACUAUAUUUGUGAAGGAAGUGAGAAGAAGUGGCGCAGCGGAAAAAGCCGGUUUGCACCAGGGUGACCAAAUCGUAGCUGUAAAUGGAAAACCCGUGUCGGGGCUAACUUACACGCAAGUCGUAACGCUUAUACAAUCUAGUGAGAAUCAAGUUGAUCUAGUCGUUUUACCCCGAGAACAUGACGAACUGCAAAUGGCGUAUAAAGAUUCAGCAUAUGAACCGGCUGCUGGCGAACCCUAUAAGGGUCCACCUCAAGGCAUACCUACGCCACCGAUUCCUAGUCGUAAUGUCACUUCUCGUACACCGUCGUCUUCUAGUGUUGCCAGUGCUUCAUCUAGCGAAGAAAGGCUAGUCAAUCGACGCGGUUCGGGCGAGGAUAAGCCAAAAACGGCUCGUUUACAAACACCACCGUACGCCCAUCAUCCGCCGUACACUCGUUCCUUGACCACUUCACAACUUCCCGUACCUCCACCCACUUUCUCAUCCGUCACUGCCCAGUCCGUCCCCGACAUGCAUCGACAACGUUCGAUUACUGACAGAAUGAAGCCCUACGACAGUGUCGACGAGAGUUCAUCUUCUCAAAAUAAACAAGAACGCCUCCUAAAAUGUGGCGAAAGCGUCGCUACUCGAACGGCUAAAUUCGAGAAGUUCACCUCCAAGUCUUCUCCCAAACCGGAAACUGUCCCAUUUUAUUUUAAAGACGGUGAUCAGCCAAAAGGCUCUUCUCACCGUCGUCCCCAUCGGCCGGCAAUUCGGCAGACUUCCUACCUGAAUGCGAUCAAUUCGCCUAAUCGAAACUCUGAUCCGACACCAUCUUCCGGUUCGGUUCCGAGUGUGCAACCCAGUACUGAAUUUGGUUUACGGUCAGCUAGUAAUAUCGCUUUGGCAGUUAUGCAGUCCGAAGCGCAUUCUGAAGUCUCUACAAGGACACAUUUAUCAACUGCAGAAGAAAAGGAAUCGAAAAUUAUCCACCGUACAUCUUACAUUACGGCCACAGAUAAAAAUAAAACAUCGUCACAUAGUUCAACUGAACGUUCUCACUCCGUUGAAGAGCGGAUUGAACGGCCUCAAGAUAGCGAAAACAGCAAUAUUUCAUUGUCGCCGCCAGCCUCAUCCACGCAAGCACGCGUAGUCUUGGAUAGGCUUGAAAUUCCCGUGCGUCAAGACAGUGAUUCCGGUUCUAAUAGUUCUAGCCCGAUAUCUAUGUCAGCGCCAGUAUCACCUCUCUUUGGUCAUAGUCUUGUCGAAGCAAUGACAACAACACCCACUAAACCUGGAAAGAAAUUUAGGAAUCCUUUCUCUCAGUCAACGGAUAAAACACCACGCAUUAUUGAAGAGAGAAGUGAUGUUUCAGUCGCUGCAAAUAGCAGCACCGAUUUGAUUUAUGAGGGUCGGUUGCUGUUUAAAGUUGAUUUGUUGCCAGAUGGAAAGCGCUCAAGUGAUCGUUCUUGGAAACCGGCUUGGGCGCAAAUACGUGGGCAGCUGAUGUACUUAUUUAAAGAGAAGCCGGAAGAAAGCGAACCGUCAAGUUCGUCAUCACAACCUGAAGAGACACCAAUACCCGUUGGUUCAUGUGUUGUUGAUAUAGCUUAUGAAUAUGUGAAAAAGAGAAGAAAUGUUUUACGAGUGACCACAAACGAGGAAUCUCAAUAUCUUAUUCAAACUGAAACUAAAGAAGAAAUGACGAAUUGGGCAAAGGCAAUAAGCACACAAAACGAUGCCGAUGAAAUGGCAAAAAUUGUACAAAAGCGCACAACGUCUCCUCAAGUGACCCAUAAAUCCACUUCAAAACCGAAAAUGCCAAAAGCUUUAAGCCGUUCCAGAAAUCCUGCAGUAUCUCUUCCAUCUCCAUCUGCUAAACAAAAGCGUCAGCACACGACGGAGAAGGUAGAUGAUGAACCGCAACGCUCGUGGAAACAGAUGGCAAAGAAGUUUACGACAAGAACUCGUCACGGUAGUCAAAGUAACGUGCCAACCGCCGAACCGACAUGUGGGACAUUUAAUUUACCACUCUCUCGUUGUCCUUGCUCAGACUCUAAUCCUGGCGUCCCUAUGAUAGUUGAAAAGUGUUGCGAAGCAGUAGAAGAACGUGGUUUAGAUACAACGGGAAUAUAUAGAGUGCCCGGAAAUAAAGCAGCAGUAAAGAUGCUGCAAGAGGAAUUGAGUAAGGCGCCAAUUAACUUCAAGUCAAUAACCGAAAACGAUAAAUGGCAAGACGUUCAUGUUGUUACGAGUCUUCUAAAAAGUUUUUUUAGGCAACUACCCGAUCCGAUAGUGACAAAAGACACGUAUGAUCAAUUUAUGCAGGCAAACCGAUACGAUGAUAAAAAUAGGAGAAUGCUGCAUUUGAAACGACGUUUGGCUCAACUACCAGAUCACAAUCGCGAAACGUUCCAGUAUUUAGCUAGGCAUUUAUCAAAAGUUGCCGAAAGAGGCGAAGCAAAUAAGAUGGAUAUCAGGAAUUUGGCCAUUAUUUUUGGGCCAACUUUAGUAAGGAGAACAGAUGAUAGUAUGUUAUCAUUAGUUUCGGAUAUGAGCGACCAGUGCCAGAUUGUUCAAAGUGUUAUAACACAUCAUGACUGGUUCUUUGGCUCUUGGGAAAAAGAUAGUGAAAUACCAGAGGACGAAUUUACAAAGGAAUCAGUUAAAGUUAGUGGUAUGAAUAAUCAGGCGCUAAUCGAACAUGCCGAAGUAAUUGAAUAUGGCGAAAAGAAAAAGAGGAAAGUUAAAAAGGAUAAAUGGAAGAGUUGUGACAGUGAACCCCCCACUAUAGAAAGAGACGCAGCUUCCGAUAGCGGAUACAGCGAAAGGAAUAUAGAUAGGGAAAUUGAAUUACGUAAAGCAGUUAAUCAGCCGUCCGUUGCGGAAGAAAGCGAAAUUCUUGUUAAUGUAAAAAUUCACGAAGCAUACGACGAAAAAAAUAUGCCACCACCUUUAACUUUAGAAGAUAGAGAAACUCUGCGCAAGGAGGCAGAAAGAGCAGCUUCACAGUCAGCUACUCAUGAACGCCACCUUCGACAUCUCGAUGAACUUAUUGCUCGAACCGAGAAAGAGAUUGAACAGGACGAACACGCGUCUCGCCGAGAAGCUAGGUGUGGAUCAUUAGACUCCUUAGAACAUUACAAGUUUUCUGAUGAUGACGUUUCUUCUCUUACUGACCUCUUCUCCAAUAUGAAACGACCAGGAAGCGACGAUUCGGAGGAUAGCACAAUCGUCGGGCGCCUUAUUAAUUCAGCAACGGCUGUACGACGACGGCGUCAGUACCGUAUGGGCGCCAGGCGUCGACAUACAGUGGCCGGCGUGAUAGAGAUGGAAGCGUUCAAGGCAGCUUUGGCGCGCAUGUGUCAGAAUGAAAACGUUGAAAAGGAAUCGGCCUGGUCGAGAUUGAAUCCAAAACCUUCCCGUGAUCCGACGCCUCGAAAUCUACCGUCUUGGUGCAGACAACAGCGUCAGAUGAACAGGCCAAAUCAAAUACAGAGCCCGACUACCGAAUCAGCUGGGCAGACUCCUUUUCCAAGCCAUGUUCACUACGAAAGUUCUAUCUAA